Portunus trituberculatus (swimming crab) is the source of this 1882-nucleotide messenger RNA. It is a transcript of the gene TTLL1B, whose product is annotated as probable tubulin polyglutamylase TTLL1. The coding region runs from base 345 to 1574 and encodes 409 amino acids. The record is from RefSeq and is a predicted model, not a curated record. NCBI's taxonomy places the organism in Eukaryota, Metazoa, Arthropoda, Malacostraca, Decapoda, Portunidae. The transcript is spliced from 9 exons. Gene Ontology annotation, molecular function: tubulin-glutamic acid ligase activity; tubulin binding. Gene Ontology annotation, cellular component: cilium. Gene Ontology annotation, biological process: microtubule cytoskeleton organization; protein polyglutamylation.
UGUCUGAGUAGUGUGGCCGGGUCUUGAUUAAUUUUCUAUUACGAAGGACCUCCUGGGAAUUCAAGCAGUGAUAUAACGUCAAUUUAUUGCUGAGCUGUCUACUUUCACUACACUGGUGCAAAGUUAUUCUAUCAUUGAGGGGAAGUUAAAGACAUAAUGAGGAAGAAGAGAACUAUAUACUAGUGGUUGAGAAGUAUUCAUCUUAGCAGAGACAGUGCGUGAGAUUUACUAAUAUUUCAGUACUGGAAUGACAUAAAACUAAGAUAACUGAUAAGAAAGUGAGUGAAAGGAAACCUGAAAUGGAACUUGUGUCUAUCAUAUGAGGUAGCCAGGAAGUCACCACAAUGACGGCCAGAAUAGCUUAUUGCACGGACAUGGAAAAGUCUGUUCUGUCCAAUAACUUCGAGAAAAGAGGCUGGAUACAAGUGGGCCCAGAUGAUGAGUGGAACUUCUAUUGGGCCGGGGCGCAGACAUGCCGCUCUCUCUUCAGUGUCGACAGUGGCUACCGCAUGAAUGACAAUCAGAUGAUCAAUCACUUCCCAACACACUACGAGCUCACCAGGAAGGAUCUCUUAGUGAAGAACAUCAAGCGUUACCGCCGGGAGCUGGAGCGAGAAGGGUCCCCGCUGGCUGCCAGGGAUGCUACAGGAAGAUACAUUCAUCUGGACUUCCUCCCCACCACCUUCAUGCUGCCGGCGGACUACAAUCUUUUCGUGGAGGAGUUCCGGCGGAAUCCCAACACUACCUGGAUCCUCAAACCCGCGGGCCGCUCGCAGGGUGUGGGGAUCUUCCUGGUGAACAAGCUGGCGCAGAUCAAGAAGUGGUCCCGGGACACCAAGAGUUCCUUCAAUCCAGCCCUUGUCAAGGACACCUACGUCAUUUCUCGCUACAUCGAGAACCCUCUCCUCAUCGGCGGCAAGAAGUUUGAUUUAAGAAUGUACGUGCUGGUGACGUCUUACAGGCCCCUGAAGGCGUACAUGUACAAACAAGGGUUCUGCCGGUUUUGCACGGUUCGCUACGAUACAUCGGGGCAAGAACUUGACAACAUGUUCGUGCACCUCACAAACGUUUCCAUCCAGAAGCACGGCGAGGAAUACAACAGCGUGCACGGAGGGAAGUGGCCCGUGCGUACCCUUCGGCUUUACCUGGAGGGCACGAGAGGCAAGGCACGCACAGACAAACUCUUCGCAGAUGUGACGUGGUUGGUGGUGCAUUCCCUGAGAGCCGUGGCCCCCAUCAUGGCCUCCGACAGACACUGCUUCGAGUGCUACGGCUACGACAUUAUCAUCGACGACCAGCUCAAGCCUUGGAUGAUUGAGGUGAACGCGUCGCCCUCCAUGACCUCCACCACCGCCAACGACCGCAUCAUGAAGUACAAGUUGGUGGACGACAUCAUCAGCAUCGUCCUGCCUCCUGACGGCGUCCCGAACGUGCACUGGAACAAGAUUCCCGCCAACGACAAGAGCGGAGACUUCGAACUUCUGCUGGACGAGGAGCUGUACCAGAACAGCGACCACUCCGCCACCCACCGCGGCAAGAACUCCGACAGGCACUCCGCCCCGCGAUGGAAAUAACCCUCGACCAAGAAGUGUGUGAGGCCAACCUCCACACUUCAUCCUCGGCACCAGACAGACAGCACGGCACCACCACACGGAACAGGAGCUGAGAGGACGCCGGCCACGCCUCGCCCCGCUAGCAAAGCUGUGCAGUCCCAGAUGGAGAUGGCGUAUGGAGAGACGAGAUGAACUAUACAGUAGACGGAUCUGCCGCCGCCAUCGCCUCCACCACCUCCAUCAAACAACCUUCUCCCGAAUGUCUUACCUUGUGCUGACACUGACUACAGUACUCUGUCUUUCCCAAGUGAAAAAGGAUGUUUUGAUGA